Botrytis cinerea B05.10 is the source of this 1619-nucleotide messenger RNA. RefSeq lists its product as hypothetical. The record is from RefSeq and is a predicted model, not a curated record. The transcript has a single exon. Bases 393 to 1619 code for a protein of 408 amino acids. Lineage: Eukaryota; Fungi; Ascomycota; Leotiomycetes; Helotiales; Sclerotiniaceae.
GCUCAAAGUAAAACUAGAAUAGUAGAUAGAGUUGCAUUGAAUACUUAUUUCAACACCAGGAAGCUGUACGGUCUUUUUAUCCAUCAAAAUAUGCUGUAGUUAGAUGUAAAUAAUGAUAAGUUAUGCGUAAACAAGUAGAUACAUACCUAUCAGACCUACCGUAAACAAUUAGUAAUUCAAAUACAGAUUUCACCGUAUGAACUGCCUGUGUGAUCCCAUUCAACUCAAGUAUUUUACUAUAUAAGAAAGACUACGCACUGAUGCUAAAACUUUUGCAUUCCACCUGCUUAAGACUUCUAUUCUCUAAACCGCAAGUCCAGUUUCCAAUUCCUUUGUCGAAAUCAACACACACUCACUAUAUUAUUUUAUUAUAAUUCUAAGACUAAAUCGAAAUGGCGACCGAAUUUACUAAAUUUCCAGAUUUGCCAUUAGAGCUACGGCGCAAGAUCUGGGGUUUUUGUGCCACGCAAGGUCGUGUGAUGGAGCUUGACUGCCCAAAUCGACGCAUUCUCGACAUGCAGUGUGUCAUGGGAUGGUCAUCCCAUGCAAACGCACUGCAACCAGCAUUCAGUUUAGCGUGUCGCGAGGCGCGAGAGGCCGCACUUUGGGAAGGUGGCUACCUAUCGAACUUAUACAAGUUGUGGGAAGCAAAAGGAUUCGAGCAGGAGCCAACUUGGUAUGACCCAUUCGUCCUCGAGAAUCCAUGGUUUUGCCCUAAGGAAGAUACCGUUCAUCUCAAUUGGGAUGAGGACCAUGCGGACUUCUGCCAAAUAACCGAUUGUGAUAACCCGAUUCCAAUUCUCAUUGCCUAUGCUAAGGUGGCUCGAGGAGGCUCGUUCAUGGCAGGUCUUGUGCAGCCUUUUGAGAAGGAAUACACAUAUUUUGGCGGCCAUCCUUGGUCAAAAAACCUCGGGAAAAAUCUCUCACUCAUCGAAAAUUUGAAUGAUUUCAAAGUUUGUCUCUCGGUCAUUACUAUUCAUGCCACCGCCAAGCAAGCUGUUAACGCUCGCCUUUUUGGGAGUUUGGCGACACCGGUGCAAUUGGUCGAAACCUCGGAUAGAGAGACCAUUCGUCGUAUGUAUGAACUGUGGUUUACGACUUUUUUCCACGAUGUCAAGCUGAAGGAUUCCGAGCCCGAAGAGCUAUUCGAAGAAAUGAUUCUGACUCCCGAUGACUUUGAAGCUCGUAUCUGUAGGUGGCAAGAGGAAGUUGAACGUUUAUGGCUCUGGCAUAAAUGGAUCGCCAAAUAUAAAGAAGGCACGCUGGAUGAGAUUGAUUCGCCUCGAAGUGUGUGGACUGGGCCAGAUUUUGACUGUUUAGGAAGAUUAGUUACGGGUCUCCAUCCGGAAAACAUAUGGCUUCCCAAGCACGACUUCAACAAAUCGCAUCCGUGGGUACAAGCUAUAGUUGAUGGAAUGCCUCGUUUUCAUCCUGUCAUUAUGUUCAGAUUCUGUGAAGCGAAGUGUCAUACUCAAGGUGUAUUGCCGCUAGACUAUCCUGAAGCGGACAAAGAUCAUGAUUUUAACUAUUAUGCAGGGAGAGAUGUGACCUAUCUCGACCCCUAUAAAGAUGUCUUUAUAAGAUGUCCUGCUUAUCAUAUGAAUGCACAACAUUAUUAG